This is a messenger RNA of Saccharomycopsis crataegensis, 1083 nucleotides long. RefSeq lists its product as uncharacterized. NCBI's taxonomy places the organism in Eukaryota, Fungi, Ascomycota, Saccharomycetes, Ascoideales, Saccharomycopsidaceae. The record is from RefSeq and is a predicted model, not a curated record. The transcript has a single exon. The coding region runs from base 1 to 1083 and encodes 360 amino acids.
AUGAAAUUAUUUAAUGCCAUCGUGGCUCUUGCAUUAGCCUCAAAAUUCACAACUGCUGCUUACUUAGCAUAUUCUCCAAUAGAGGUUGUGGCUCCAGUGAAAAGACACAUUGUCAGUCCUUACAAUAUAACAAACUCAACUGUCUUUGGCACUAAGGGGUCAUCUGGUAGUUUUAGUUCCUCCACAAGCUCUUCCGCGGGUUCUUCUGUUACAGUAUCAUCAGCUUCAUCUUCGAAGUCAGAUUCCUGCUUUCCUAGCAAUGAGAAUGAAAAACUUGAAGCUUUCACCUUUGUCAAAAAAUUCUGGACAUCCUUCAUUAACCCUACUGAUGAUGCAGAAGCCUUGAAAAUCAACUCUACUUACUUUACUGAAGAUUGUAAAGGGAGAGUGAGUUUGACUCGUGAUUUCGAAGGUGAUGAAUUGAACACCGAAUACAUCUUUGGUUUGUUUAGUAACGUUUUUGAAGUGAAAUUCAGAAUGGUCGGGAUCCCUCUCAAUUACACAAUGUUAAACUUUUUGUAUGACGACAUGAAGGCCAUUAGUUCGGUUAAUGUUGAGUUCUACAUUCCUCAGGCUGAUUUUUAUAUUCCAAUACAGAUUGACUUGUGGUUCGUCCUUGUCAAGACCAACGGGUACUUACAAAUCGCGGAGUACGAUGGGAUUUUCAGAAACUUCGACAGAGCUUAUGAAGAAACUAACGCUUAUGUCCAAGAAUUGAUUGGUGAAGAAUAUGGCUCCCUAUAUCCAAAUAAAACAUCUCUUGAAAUUUACACUGGCUUGGCCAUCGAAUCGAUUUGUGAAGUUCAUCAAGAGUACUGUCUUGGGGAAAACCAACAAUAUUCUAGCUAUGAGACAUGUGUGGCCUUCUUGUCUACUGUGAGACUCGGUCAAGGUUUCGAAGGUGGUAGAGACACCAUUUUCUGUCGUAACUUGCAUCAAGUCAUGUUGCCUUUCAGACCAGCUGUUCACUGUCCACACAUUGGUCCAACUGGUGGAGAUAUGUGUACUGACACUGAUACCAGCUACAACGAGAUCGUCGAUACCUACAGCACUUACUUUGAUCCAUUGUUCAUUAGUAUUUAA